AGGAAUGAAUUGACGGGGGCUUGGCCUCACAAGGCUGAAUUGGAUCUUUGGGUGAUCACGCAGCGGGCCUCAGAAUCGAGACGUAUAGCAUUCUGCGUGCUAGAAGACGAAGCGGCUGAGACGCGAAUGGAAACGGACGCUUCUCUCAUAUCAUACUGUCUGUUCCAUAACUCGUUCAAGGCUCGCCAAUAUGGACUCGACGCAGCCCCAGAUGCCGGCACUGCUCCCAAUAACGAUGGCGGUGCCGCCAGAUGAUUUUGACUACGGCGCGUUCCUCGAUGGGGAUAUGGAAUUCGGCAUAAGCGACGAAUAUCUAAACGCCUCUGGCGCCGACCCAGAUUCCGCCCCGAACAUGUCUUCAUCGUCGGUCGAAUUCCGCUCCAGCGACACCGCGGUCGUGUCGUCCCCCCAGAAGAAGCUCGAGAGGAGGGGCCACACCAAGAGCCGCAGAGGAUGUUUCAACUGCAAGCGCAGACGCAUCAAGUGCCAAGAGACACAACCAGCCUGCGGUCACUGUCGCAAAUCGGGCCUCCAGUGCGAGUAUCCCAGUCUGCCCCAAAUCACGCACCAGCCCCAGCACAAGAUACCCAUCUUCACCAUGGAGGAUAUGCGCUUCUUCCAGCACUUCCUGCUGCAGUGCUACCCCCAUCAUCCUCUCGGCAACGAGAACGUCUGGACGCACGAGGUGCCAUGUCUUUCGCAGACGCAUCCCUACCUCAUGCAUGCCAUCCUGGGCCUCGCCGCCUGCGAGCUCAGGAAACAGGACCCCUCGGUCCUCCCACAAGCCAUGGUCCACCGCACAAAGGCCAUCCGCGCCAUGAAGAAGUCGAUCGCCGGCCUGCCGCGACGCGGCCUGACGCACGAACAGGCCAACGCCCUCAUAUCCGCCUGCUUCGCCCUGACGUUCCAGUCGGUGCUCCUCGAAGACGGCAUGCCCGAGUACAUGGCCUUUAUCCGCGGCAUCGUCGUCGUCGGCAUGCAAAUGGCCACGCGCCGCAUCCGCCCCAUCUUCUCCAACAUCAUGGAAGAGGACGCCAGCGCCCUGAUGCAGCCCGUCAUGGAGAAGCUCGCCCCGCUGCCGCGCGCGUGGGUCGACGGCGCCGUCGCGGGCAUCGAGAACCUGGCGCCCCUCUGCGGGGCGCCCGACUCGACGGCGACCGAGUACCACGCGCGCCUGCUCGACAUGGCCGUCACGCUGCGGCGGUCGUCGUGGGAGGGCUACCAGUGCAUGAAGGCGCACUACGGGUGGUGGAUCAUGCUGCCGCACGAGCGGUUCCAGCUGGUCGUCGACCGCGGCAGCCAGGUCAUGGUGCUGCUGGCGGCGCACUGGAUCGCCCUCAAGCAGAUCAUGGCCGAGAUUACGCUGCACGAGUAUGACGUGCGGCAGAAGGCGCCGGCCGACAGGGAUCAUACGGAGGAGGGCAUGCUGCGCUGGCUGCGACACCUGAACGGGCAGGUUGAUGCGGCACAUGGAAAUUACAACGCGUGGCCUGAGUGGGUGGUUCAGCAGCUGGAUCGCGACCUGUCGUUCUUUGGCCAAAGGAUGUGA
Verticillium dahliae VdLs.17 is the source of this 1549-nucleotide messenger RNA. RefSeq lists its product as uncharacterized. Gene Ontology annotation, biological process: regulation of transcription by RNA polymerase II. Gene Ontology annotation, molecular function: DNA-binding transcription factor activity, RNA polymerase II-specific; zinc ion binding. The record is from RefSeq and is a predicted model, not a curated record. Lineage: Eukaryota; Fungi; Ascomycota; Sordariomycetes; Glomerellales; Plectosphaerellaceae. The coding region runs from base 191 to 1549 and encodes 452 amino acids. The transcript is spliced from 3 exons.